Molecule: messenger RNA, 1141 nt
Organism: Triticum aestivum (bread wheat)
Lineage: Eukaryota; Viridiplantae; Streptophyta; Magnoliopsida; Poales; Poaceae
Product: proline-rich receptor-like protein kinase PERK1
Exons: 2
Coding region: 42-740 (232 amino acids)
Source: RefSeq, a predicted model, not a curated record
UCUGCCGCAACACCGGCGUGCCGCCCUCCUUCCUCCCUGCGAUGCCGGAUCCCCACCCCUCCAAGCGCCGCCACAGCCCCCGCCCCACCACGCGUCGCCGGAUCCACGCCCCGCCACGCACUGCUGGAUUCCCGCCCCGUCACCUAUCACCACGCCCCGGCUCCCCUGCGGCACCUUCCCGUCCCGCCCGAGCCCUCCGGCUACCUCCCUCGCCGCCAUCGCCCCUGGCUAUCUCCCCUCCAGCAACCUCCCUCGCCCUCGCCCCACCACCUCCCCCAUCGUUGCCUCCAUGGGCUCCAGUGACCACCAAAUCGAGGUCGUCGCGGCCUCCACAUCCCCCGGCGGCGGCGCUCCCCCUCACCUCCACCCAACCACCCGGCCCCAGGACCGAUCCGACAAGCCAUCGCGAGCGCGCGGCGGGCUACUCCAGCCAUCUUGGACGUCAGCGCCGACGAACCAGCCUCGUCUCUCUCUGCCGGACCCGCCCAAUUUCGACCAACAAACCUUCUUCAUCUAUCAUGGAUCCGUCGACCGUGACCUCCCCCGACGAUCGCAGCUGGGCCAUCGCAGUCACUGCCUACUGCCUCCCGUCAAUGCGAUGGCUACCACGGGAUGACCGGCGCUCUGCCAAUCACUCCACCGUCGCCUCUUCUCCAGUGGACGCGGCUCCGGCGAGAGGCCGCCGACAAGAACCUCUGGUCACCCCACCGGUCGUGGCUGCAGCAUACAUGGACUGCUGACAGAAACUACAUGGAGGGAGGCUCGCAGAUCGUUGGUGCAGUGCACUCUGGUCCUGGUGCAGAUCGUUGUUUUGGAGUUUUUAUUAUAAAGUGUAGAAUGUAGUCCACUGUUGUUUCUCUUGAGGUUCAAUUUACUUCUUCUUGCAGGAAGAAAACUGGUGAUGUGCGGCUUGAUGCAGCGUUGCGUUUUUUUCUGUUUAUCGUGUAGUUUGGAUAGCGAGCCUCCCUCCGUGCAGUCCGUUGGCACGUCCAUGCAGUACAGCGCGUGUGUGUAUGCAGCACACUACGCGUGGGUUGCCGGUGGCUGUUGUGAAGUUGAUUGUUUUUCCAUUUUCAGAAAAAUUGCAUGAUGCUAUCUGGUCGUUAGUUUUAUAUUUAGUCAUGCAGUGCACUGUAAAAAG